Messenger RNA from Phaedon cochleariae (mustard beetle), 3869 nucleotides. Lineage: Eukaryota; Metazoa; Arthropoda; Insecta; Coleoptera; Chrysomelidae. The record is from the annotation of a GenBank genome assembly.
AUGCCCGGUUUAAGCAUGGCGGCAAGGGUAUAUUUGUUAUGUGACUUUUUGUGAUGAUAAUAUGUUAACUCUUGAUGAUAAGAAUUCCAUACUUGGAAAAUUAUGUAGUAGAAGCAUAAUCUUAAACCGUGAGUAUAAAGAUGUGAGUGGCGUUAUCCACAGAACUCCAAUCGUCCGAUAAACAAAAGACCAAGACGGUUCCAUGAUAUCCAAGCUAUGGCGUCGCACGACAGUCACAACAAGAGAACUAACGAGGAGGAAAAUGAAGUUUUUUAUCGAAAAGAAUCAUCUUACGACUCAUUACCAAACAGUUCUACGUGCCCUUUAUGUUUGUCAACAUAUACCACGUGCACUUGUAAUGUGACUAGUAAUACAUUUGGAGAUAGCAUCUUCAACAGCACAGACGGUACUUCAACAGAUGGUAAUUUUGAACAUGUAAAAAAUUGCCAUAACACUCCUAUGUAUGAUGAGAAGACACUGGAAGAGUUGGAGAGGAUGUGCAAAUCCAGCAAUAAUUUCUUCUUGGACAUCCAGAAAUCAACUCCAGAAUAUGACUCCAAAUCAUUUACUCCCAAUGAAUCCAUGAAAUCUGAGAUGAAAACAAACUUCAAUGGUGAUAAGUUAAACAUUCUAUCAAAUUCUAAGGAACCAGUUAAAGAAAGUGAUGGUGAAACUAAAUUAGAGUGUAUUGAAAGGACAGGUGAUAAUUGUGAUGAUAAAAAUGCUAACUUUGGUGAUGCACAGCAUAAUAUGAAUGAACCUGACCCUAACAUUGCUCCACACCCUGGUUACACUUCUGAAUGUUCACAAACUCCUGCAGAUAACAAUUUAUCAACUUGUCCUUCUAAAUCUGGCUGUGAUUCUACUUGCAAUAUAGGUGCUGUGAAGAGUCAAAUUGAUAGUCCUAGUGAUUUUGAAAACCAAAAGUUAUCACCAGACUGUGGUCUCCAGAAUAUUAAUAAUAACAGUAUAAUAACACCCAGUCUUGAAACAUUCUCCACUAAUGUAAAUGAUACUAAAAAGCAGAAGAUUUGUUCUCAUUUAGUGGAGCAGUUGGAUUAUAAUCUACUGAAAGGUAAAAAAGGCAUUGAGCUAUUGACAGCCAUUGAGGAACAAUCCAAUGUCAAGUUGAGAUAUCUAGAACAACAUACAUCUAGCUCUACAGAAUCAGGCACAGCUAGUUCUAAGGAAAAAGUGUGUUCUCCAAGAAAAGGUAGAACUAGAUCAGUGGAUGUGGUGGCAAAUACAUCUAAGGGAGUAAAAAGAGCCCAUUCUGCAGACACAAGUGAUGCAGAAGCUAAGAUUCCAAAAAUUGACUUCAAAUUAUAUAAAAAAGAUAAAAAACCUAUAUUGACAUCAUCUUCUUCCUCCAAUAAAAGUCAUAAGCAUAAAGAUGAUAGAAGGCACAGACAUGAUUCAAAAAGUAAAAAUGAUAGUAAGAGUAAUUCAAAGAAAUCAUCACAUUCUAGCAGCUCCUCCAAAGACAGACAUUCAUACCGAAGUGAUGCUAAACCAAGGCUUUUGACCAAUGGAAAUUAUAGUUACCCACCUGAAAAUAAAUCAUUUAAGUACCGAAAGUAUUUUCACAUAGAAACUCAUACUAAUGGGGGUGCAAAAAUCCUAAGAAUGUAUAAUGAUGAAAUAAAGCACUUGAGUUCAAAUGAAGUGAAAGAUCUUGCCAAAGAAUUUUUCAAGCUUGCUUUCCAUGAAGACAAAGAAGGUCAUGCUACAUUUGUAUUAGCAGUUGUGCAUGGUUCUGCUUCUUACUUGCCAGAUAUCCUAACAUAUAUGGCCGAUAAUUAUCCUAACCUAACAGUUAAGAAUGGUUUGCUGAGUAAGAGUUCUGAUAUAGAAACCACAACCAUGGCAGCUUACAAUGAGAAUGUCUGCAAAACUUAUGAAGCUGGUACUGUGAGGUAUGGGCCUUUACAUCAGAUAAGCAUAGUAGGGACUGCUCAUGAAGAAGUGGGUGGCUUCUUUCCUGAUAUAUUAGAGAUGCUUGAGGAGAGUCCUUUUCUGCAUUUGACUAUGCCUUGGGGGGCACUAUCUAUAUGUGACCAAAUGAGGCCAAGUGAAAGCAACGAUGGACCUAUAAUUUGGUGCAGACCUGGGGAACAACUGGUCCCCACUGCUGAUCUGAAAACUCCACUCAAAAGAAAACGAACUGGCAUCAAUGAGCUGAGGAAUCUCCAGUAUCUGCCAAGAAUGUCAGAGGCUAGGGAGCAUUUAUUUGAAGACAGAACUAAGGCUCACGCUGAUCACGUUGGGGCUGGUCUCGAUAGAAAGACCACCGCUGCUGUGGGUAUAUUGAAAGCCAUACAUGGGGGAAGGAAUGAGGGACCGAUCAAUAGGAUAACAAAAGAUGUAGUAGCAUUUUCUGCUAAGCACUUUGAUGUUUUAGCAGAGAAACUACAGUUGGAUCUACAUGAACCUCCUAUCUCACAGUGUGUCCAAUGGAUAGAAGAUGCUAAACUAAACCAACUGAGACGGGACGGUAUUGAGUAUGCAAGAGUUAGUCUAUAUGACAAUGACAUCUAUUUUUUACCAAGGAAUAUUAUUCAUCAAUUUCGUACUGUGACUGGUGUUACCAGUAUUGCCUGGCAUGUUAGAUUGAGGCAAUAUUACAAUUUUGAGGAAACUAACUCACAAGACAAGAAAACCGCUCACUCUAGUAAAACUUCAGAGAAAACUCCUAUUAAACCACACCAAAAGACACCUCUCAAGUCUUCUAAUUAUAAUGAGGAUAAACCUCCAUUAAAAAUGAAAUUCAAACUGGACUUUGGCAAAUAUGUUGCACCAGAAAAUAUAAAAGUUGAGCAGGAUAAAUAUAAAUAUCCUGAAAAGGAUCAUGCUGAAGAUAGGGAUAAAAGUAAAUCAAAACAUAAAGAAAAACAUAGAGAGAGAUCGAGAAGUGAUAAAGAUCGUCAUAGCCACCAUCACAAAGACAAGCACAGAGAUAAAGAUAAGGACAAAGAAAAAAGCAGACAUCACAACUCCCAUAGACAUUACAGAGACAGGAACAAAGACGGUGAUAAAAAACAAAGUAUUGCACACAAAGAUAAACACCGUCAUAGUACCAAGUUGAACAUUUCGAGUACCGAUAGCGGCACUACGAAGUCUUCUGGUAGCAACAGCACUUCUACAAUGCCUUUGUCAGUUCAUUCAUCAUCUGAAAUCACUACAUCGUCUGUUGGCACAAUAGAAUCACCUUCUAAAAGUGUAGUGAGUGAUACGGUGAACACGUCUCCUAUUAAACAGCCGUCGGAAGUGAGUCCUGUUAAAAAACAUAGACCUCUUAAGAUCAAAAUACAGAAAGUGCAGAAACCACAAUCAACAGAUUUCCUUGGCGAUAUCCUGAAGGAUAUGAAUAAAUGUGAUCCACACAUUUAAUAUUAGGCAACAGAUCGAGUUGGAAGUGAUAGAUGAAUAUUUCUGAUAAUCCAGCUAUCACUUCUUGUUCGAACUGUUGAGAUGCCUGUUCUACUUUGUACAUAUUAUGCUAGAUGUCUGUUGAUUUUGGUAUAUAAUUCGAUCAAGGUUUAGUGCAUUGAGUGUCCCAUCCGAAUUUCUCUAGUAAUUUCAGGGAGACAUUUUUAUGAACAAAGAUAGGUUGGCUCAAGGGGCAGUAAAAGAACUGUGGUACCUUUAGCUAUUCCAAACACACAUCACAAAAUUAUUGAUAAAUAUUUGAAUACGUUUUCCAGCCUGAGUUGCCAUCUUCAGGAGACCUGAAAAGUGAAUUUACGUGACCUAUAUUUUCCUGGAUAUUCUUUAACAACCACCAUCAAGAGACUCAAGAGUGCAAUACAAAAAAUGCACACUUCUUGUCAAUAAACGUACAACUUCAACAAUAUAUUGUGAUAACUUCC